AUGUUAAAGACCCCCAAUCCGACAGAAAGGACACAUUCUGUAUGGUGGUUAUGCAUGAUAGUGGUAACUUUUCUAGCGUCUAGUGCUAUGAUUAAUCCGUCCCACGCAGGUUAUGCCUGCCUGAGCAAUCCAUGUAUCUACGGUGUGUGCAUCGAUGAUCUAAACAGUACAUACUCAUGCUAUUGCAUUGAUGGAUACACCGGCGUGCACUGCCAGACGAACUGGGACGAGUGUUGGUCCAACCCGUGUCGUAAUGGCGGAACAUGCAUCGAUGGAAUCGCAUCUUACAACUGCACCUGUCCUGACGGAUUCUUAGGAUUGAAUUGUGAGGAGAAUUUUAACGAAUGUCAAUCAAAUCCUUGCCAGAAUGGUGGUUUCUGUCAAGACAGAGACAAUGCAUUUUAUUGCACCUGCGUGCAGGGUUACGAAGGAGAGUUUUGCGAGAUAGAUAUUGCCAUUUGCAAUCGGUCGGGCGAUCGCUGCCUCAACGGUGCUGCAUGCAUUGAUGGACCGGGCCUGGAAUUCACAUGUGACUGUACGGGAGGCUACGAGGGAUUUUUGUGUGAUUCAGAGAUAAAUGAAUGCGCUUCAUCCCCAUGCCAGAAUGGAGCAAUUUGUAUCGAUAAGUUUGCUUCGUACGUGUGCGCCUGUCCGAUGGGGUACAGUGGCACAAACUGCGAAGAACAAAUACUAAUCUGCGCUAGCUCACCGUGUGCCAAUCAGGCACUAUGCUUGAUGGAAAAAGAUUCGCCUACAUGCUACUGUGUGCCAGACUUCCACGGGGAACUCUGUGAGCUGCAGUACGACGAAUGCCGGAUGCUAGGUCCAGAACCACGUUGCGUAAACGGUGCAACAUGCAUAGAUGGAGUGGAUGACUAUUUUUGUAUGUGUGCGCCAAAAUUUUCGGGAGAAAAUUGCGAGUGUCUCAUAUUGGCGGAUGAAGGUGCACUUGAGGGACUAGAUUGUAACUAUACGAUGUAUGUUACAAUCGAAGAAGCAACAUUCGAAGAAUCAUUUGAAAGCACUUCACCCCAGGAUGCAACGAGUAUAGCUAUACAAGAGACGUUGCCCACUAGUGCAUCACAAAAUACCCUAGACACAUCAGACUAUGUAUCGUCCGACUACAUUACAUCAUCCGAUUUUGUUUCUAUGGAAGCAACCACUGUUUCCGUUAUGGAAACUACCAUUCCAACAUCGCAGGCCGCACCGCGAGUCUCAACUCUUGCGCCUGAAUUCAGCCUUUUUUUCACUCAAACUCCCACUACCUCAUCAACACGUAAGCUUUCGGGGGAAGAUCAAGCAUUUCCAUUAACCACACCUGUGCCAAUCAAUUCUAUUGGUGAUGAAUCUCCCGAUGUGAUGCAAAACUGCGACGAUACAGUUUGCACAAAUGGUGGUACUUGUUCCUUGACUCCCAAUGGGGUACGCUGUCUUUGUGAAUUUCGUUUCACUGGACAAUUUUGCAACAUUCCAGUAAGCAUACAAAACGCUGCCUUCUCUAAGGAAUCAUUCCUACGUCACGUAAUUUAUCGGCGAAACGAUACGGUCGAACAUGCCAUUACUAGGAGCAGCGAAUCAACAGAGCUGUUUAAACAAAUAUCGGUAAUAACAAUGCGGUUUAAAGCAAAGUUAACUUCUAGGGAAGGAUUGAUACUACUAGCCACGACAGAAGGCGAUGAAGGGAGCCACUACGUAGCGUUGUUUUUGCACAAGGGCUUGCUACAAUUUCAAUUUUCAUGUGGAUUGCAAACCAUGCUGUUGAGUGAAAUCGAAGGAACAGUCAACAAUGGAUUCGAAUUACACAUAAAAGUACAAUUGAACUUCAAUCAACACUACAGUCACUGCAAUGCAUCACUGCAUGUGAACGAUACGCUAGCCAUGAGCGGCGAGCAGCCAACAUGGCUCGGAAAAGUGUACAAAGCUCAAUAUAAGGAAAAGGCAGAUGGAACUGAUCCAAUAGCGGUGCCGUUAGCUGCAAUUAAAUACAGCUGGGUUCAUAUGGGUGGUCGCCCGUUUAAAGCAAUGCACACGCUAACGCACAACAUUUCACGCUACCACGGAUUUACCGGAUGUGUUUAUGAAUUGGAAAUCAACAACAAACCGACUGCAAUUUUUGACAAUGCCGAAGACGCAUACCUGAUUUAUGAAUGCACAUCACUUGCCUGCCUUUCCAGUCCAUGCCGUAACGGUGCGGUAUGUGUAGAAAAAGAUGAAGACAACGUUUUUUUCAGACAACAGUAUAAUCCUGAUCUAGAACCUAGCAGCUCUAACGCGAGCAGUUGGAGUUGCAAAUGCGCUUUUGGGUAUAUGGGUAAAACUUGCGACCGAUCCAUUUGCGACAAUAACCCCUGUCGAUUUGGUGGCACAUGUAUAACGUUUCCGGAAAGCGGAUAUUUGUGUCUAUGUCCGUAUGGCAAACAUGGUCAUUUCUGCGAACACGAUUUAGACAUUUUACAACCUUCGUUCUUUGGCAGCAUUAAAGGACUUGCAUCUUAUGUUGCAUAUCCAAUAGCAUUUCCGAUAGAGGAUCGUCUGGAGUUUAGCUUUAAAAUCAUUCCCACAACCUCCGCACAGAUAUCGCUACUAGCAUUCAUUGGCCAACCGUAUAAUCAUCAAGAACAGAGCGACCACUUUUCGAUUAGCUUUAUACAAGGAUUUAUUCUGGUCACAUGGAAUUUAGGUAGUGGCCCACGGAGAAUCUUCACGCAGCAACCACUCCAGGUGCAACCGACUCGUCCCACCACGAUACACGUAGGUAGAAACGGAAAAACCGCUUGGUUAUCCAUUGAAGGCAAGAUGAACAUUUCGGGUAAUUCUCCUGGAGGAAGUACGAAGCUGAAUGUAUUUCCGUACUUGUACAUCGGUGGCCAUGAAGGUGUUAACUUUUCCAGUUUACCACACGAUUUACCACUUCACUCUGGAUUUCAAGGAUGUAUCUUCGACAUUCGGUUGGUAGCUGGACCGGUACACAUUCCACUUCAGCACAUCGGUGGUAUGCGUGGCCGUAGCAUAGGUCAAUGUGGCACAAAGGAGUGUCAUCGCCAUGCUUGCCAGAAUAACGGCGCCUGUCUGCAGCAUGGAUCGACCUUUACCUGCAUAUGCCAACAGGACUGGAACGGCAUACUUUGUUCACAAAAAGCGAAUCCUUGUGACGAGAAGAGUGCAGGCGGCAAGUGCGCAAUUGGCUCCGAUUGCUUUCCACUAGUAUCGGGCGGGUACGAAUGUGAUUGCCCCUAUGGGAUGAUAGGCACACGUUGCGAAACCAAAUUAAAACAUCUGAGUGAUGUUUCAUUUUCCGGACGUCGCUCCUAUCUUGCGGUGCGAUGGCCUGCUGGCGACAAAGGAUUGGAUUGGAUAGCUUCCUAUCGUGAGAACGAAGUGCAUUACUACGAACAGAUAGUGCAACAUUCGCACAUUACUCCGCACAAUCAUUCCAUUUUGUUAAAGUCUAUCCGCGAAUUAGACAAGAUCAACGAUGUUUUAAAAGUGCUUCCCGAAACACGGAACGACACGGAAAUCUAUGAUGACGAGCAUGUGCUGCUUCCGAGGUCCGAAAGCUAUCGCCAACUCAAGAUACGGCAGCUAACCAUUGAACUACAAAUACGCCCACUGUCCGAAAAAGGUCUUAUUCUGUUCGUUCCUACGUUCGAUUCGGAUGCACGAGAGCAAGGAUUCAUAAGUAUUAGCCUCCAGGGUGGUGUGGUAGAGUAUCGCGUCUCCUCCGGCCGAUCCCAGUCAAUAGCAGUGGUGCGCAGUAAUCACGUGCUUGCCACCGGCGAAUGGCAUUCCAUACGUGUUGUCAAGUACGGUAAGCGACUAACACUGUGGGUGGAAGGGAAAAGUUCUUCAAUUGCCGGAUUCGUCCAGCGUGAGGAGUAUAUGAGUCUCACUUCUAAGCUGUAUCUUGGGGGAUUGCCAGACCUGUCCGAAGUACCCUAUGACGCUCUUACUGGUUACCCAACAUCCUUCCGUGGCUGCAUUAGAAACGUGAUCCUUAACGGAACACGCAUAACUUUGAAUGGAAGUUCGAUCGUGGCCUCGCGCAACAUAAACGAUUGCGAUGGCACGCCCUGUGGUGGCGACUUAUGUGCCAACGGAGGCAUUUGCUUGUUGGAUGAGUACUCGAAACCGCGAUGUAAGUGCUCGGAAUACUCUAAAGGAACAAACUGCGAAAUCCAAGAAUCCUGCGAAAUUACAAAAUGUCGAAAUAAUGGCCAAUGCAUGGCAAAUGGACGCUGUAGUUGCUCUGGACUCGGAUGGACGGGACAGUAUUGCGAAAUAGCCACAACGAAAUAUUCGUCUCUAGGCUUCAACGAACGCAGCUACAUUUUGAUACCAUCUCAAAAAAUCAAAAUGAAGGACAAACGCAACGAUAACGGGGGAGGUAGUUUAACUGACAAAUCGCCCAUAGAAUUGCAGCUUUCGUUUAAUAUUUCCACACUGCACGACGGUGUGCUCGUAUGGGCAACUGACACAACUGGAAGGUACCUUGGUGUGGGGAUUAGGCAUGGUUUGCUAGUCGUUGUUAGUAAUAUGCUGGAGCAAGACCGAGGAACAACCGCGAAUAACGUUACUAAUGAAAGCCAUCGGCGGGUAUUUGUGGCCGAUGGUGACUGGCACCAUAUUAUGUUGGAAACACGAUCAACUCAGCUUCGUUUGCAUGUAGAUGGCUACGUUAUAUUCGCAGGCGCGUUAGUAUCAACACUGCCAACAUUUCAUCAGACAAAACUACUGCAGGAAAUUACUUAUCUAGGUGGGUUUCCCGAACAAAACGUGUAUGAUCGAACGCAGGGACAUUUCAAAACCUUUUUCACAGGUUGUAUGAAGCAUAUUCUACUAGGAAAUCAGCUAGACGAGGAAAUUGAUUUCACUGAAUUGGACGGAGCUAACAUUAACGAAUGUGCAGUAUAAAUAUUUGAGGAGGCGGCUGUAGGUAGAUAAUUAGAAGAAACAGCAAUCCGCUCCGGCUCGCUGAAGCACUGGUAGACGGCUAAAAUUACAAAUGUAACAUUUACGCUGGCUAAUUUUUCUGCACAAUGUA
Molecule: messenger RNA, 5041 nt
Organism: Anopheles nili
Lineage: Eukaryota; Metazoa; Arthropoda; Insecta; Diptera; Culicidae
Gene: eys
Product: protein eyes shut
Exons: 8
Coding region: 1-4911 (1636 amino acids)
Biological process (GO): establishment or maintenance of epithelial cell apical/basal polarity; heterophilic cell-cell adhesion
Cellular component (GO): plasma membrane; protein-containing complex
Molecular function (GO): calcium ion binding
Source: RefSeq, a predicted model, not a curated record